CAACAAUUGGUAAAUAACAAACCAAUUCAGAAAUAUUUCAAAUUCCAAAUUCAAUUUACAACUACUAUACCGGAUUGAUCAUCUGGUUUUUAUUUAAUUAUAGUAGAAUUAGUUUAGAAUUUCUCAAGUUUGCCGUGUGAUUUGAGAAUAUGUUUUAGAUGAUUAGUUGGCAUUGCUUAGGACUAAGUUCUUUAACUCAUUCGAUCAAAAACAUAAUAAUUAUAAUUAUAGGUAGACACCCAUGAAUGAUUAAAUACAUUAACUCUUUAUAUAAGCCAAAAAUGGAAAUUUUGCCGAAAAUAAGAACACAUGUUGAUAUCAGGAUUCGAACCCUGGCCAAGAGCUUAUGCAAAGGCUACUCUACCGAUAGACUAAAGACACACAUUGCUAAUAUAUGACAAACGUUAAACAUAUAUAUGAACCGCUCGGGAAGAUUUAAUUGCUUCUUCUUCCUUUUUAAAAAGGGAAAACUCGACCCUUCCUCUUCUAUAUUUCAACUGCCUUUCAAUCCAAUCUCCUCGCCAUGGCUGAUCAAAAUCCUUCUUCCUCUGUUCGAACUAGGAUUCAGAGGUUUAUCGAGAUUGAUCACGCAUAUGGAGAACACUUCCAAUUCCGAUCGCGAGCCCCGUUCAAGUCGUUUGAUGAACGUCUACAAGAAAGUCGAUUCAUAUUCUCCGGGACCGUCCCGCCAAUCGGGGGUUACUCUAGGCGUCAUCACAGCCACGAAGCCACCAUCGGGUAUCGCUCUCUUUGUCUCCGUGGUUUUGUGGUUCAAGGUUCUCUAGAUCCUAGGAAUCGUCUUUUAGAGGAUGUCUUUAGGGUUAUUGAUAACAUAGGGUGGUGUUACACGGUGUUGCAUGUGAACCCGUUCUGUCCUAGAGUUGUGAGAGAUUUCAUCUCUAACAAACCAUUCAACAAGGAUGGAGCUCUUAUUCGGGGAUUUGUGUACCGUUUCUCCCCGACGGUGAUCAACCAAUUGAUGAUGACACCGUCUGUUGAACACUCCUUUCAGUGGAAAGAUGUUGUGCUGAAGCAGGCAAUCACACACCUCACCGGGGGUCAAUGCUUUGGAUGGACGGGAUUCAAUCUAAAUGCUCUGCUCAAUCCCUUCCAACUUCUGUACCGUGUGUGUGAGCGUAACUGGCUUCCAGGUCCGGAUUCUGAUUUGAUGAUGAAAAAGCGUCUCCGCCUCCUGUAUGCUGUGUCCAAAUGCAAAGAAAUCGACUUUGGCCAGCUUGUGUACGAACAAGUUAUCGACAUGGCCCGUGUAACAGAUUUGGAGACAGGCUUGAUAUUUCCAAAUCUGAUUUAUCAGCUCUUGGUGCUUCAAAAAGAAGUCCCUCUUUUACCGGGAUAUGAAGAACCUAUUGGAAGAGGUGUCCCCAUCUAUGGCUCAGAAAGUGGAAGGAGUGAAGGAAGUGGUCCGAGGGGACGUAGAAGACUAUGUUAGUGUAAUAGCCAAGUGUUUUUUUUUGUGCAAAGUCCAUCGUUCUCUCAUGAAUGUAGCUAACGUAUGAUCUUUUUGGUAAGUAACAUGUGUCUGGAUCCUCUUCCGAAGGUUGUAAUCACAGUGACAGUUACGUUUUUUUUAUGAUGUCAUUGUAUAAAUGAAAAUGUUGUUUGGUAUGAGAUUAUCUUUUCAGUUGUUUCUAUUACUACUCUUUUUGUUCCACCAUUGUUGAGAUGAAUUUAUUGUUGUUAGAAAGAGAACAUAUUGUUGCUAGAUUCCUGGCUUUGUUAUAAAGAAGCAGUAUGAAGAGGUGCAGAAUCUUGGCUUUGGUCGAUUCUAUACAGUAUGUGUUUGCUGCCAAAUCCCGAGUCAAAACUCUACACAGUCAAAGCAGUUGUACUUGGAGCAACAUAUAAACCCUCGAUGCGAGGAAUAAGAAGAAGUCAUGGCUGAGACUUGAUAUAUUCCUAAAUUAUUUAUGAUUACUUAAGCUAUUCUUUUUGUUUUUAAACAACCCAAUAUACUUGAUUUUUUAGAGUUUUGAAAAAUACGACUCUUUCAUUCCAAACAAUAGGAUUCUUAAUUAUCUGCACUUUUCAUUUUUGGAUAGUUAAAACUACAUCAAGUAUAGCUAUUUUUUUAUAAUGCUAUGAAUGCUUUGUUUUUGCUUUAUUUAAAAAUUUGGUUUUAGAUUUUUAUAAUUUAUAUCAUCUAAACAAAAUUAGUAUUUCUAUGGUAUCAAUUUAUUUUAAUAUGUGAUUCCAUAUAUUGCAAUUUUGGAUCCUUCAUGUACGGUCCCUAUAAUUAUUUUUGAAUAACAUAAUUAGAACCAUAUUUCAUAUUUGAUUGAAGGAAACUUCAAAAAAAAAAAAAAAUUAUACCAUUGGAUUGGAAUGAUUCAACGGUUUAGAUUAGUAGUCUAGGUUAUCCUCACCAUUGGCUCCCAUUGGUCGAACCCAUUGGAAGUAACGCCGCAUCUUCUUGAUAUGUGGAGUCAUCCUAUAGAUUCCACUACGCUAAUCCAUUCAUCUCUUACCUCAACCCACCACAAGUCUCUCUCAUAUGUCAUAAUCCAUAUCAAGCCACCACAAUCCUAUCCCAAUUCUGUUCCAAUCAACACGAGUUAGAUUAUAGCAUUAUCUUAAGCAGCUACCAACUCUGAUGGAAUCAAAGAAGCAGUCAACACAGCUCAACUAGUCACAACAACCGCCAGAUCAAUUAGCGGUUAGCACAGCUCAGCCAGCCACAUCAAUAACCACUCAAGGAAGCUCAACCUCGGGAGUAACUAAUGUAUACAAGCUAAGCAAAGCCGAGCUCAAACGCUACCAAUUGACACGCAUUGAGGAACCAGAAGAACACAUUGAUCCAGACUACUUGCGUUAUUUGAAAGCAAUAGGUGCGUACGACUCAUCUCAACCGCAGUCAGAACGAGGAAAGGGUCAGGGUCGUGAACACAUCGACCCAGACUACUUGCUUUAUUUGAGAGCAAUUGGUGCGUACGACUACAUUCAGCAACAGCCAAAACGAGGAAAUGGUCGUGGUCGUGAGGGUCGACGCUAACACAUCCACCUAAUAUUCCUAAUGUUGUGAUAUUUGCAUCACCACUGCUUCGUAAUAUUUUAUUUGCUUCAGUAUGCUAUUUUGCUUGGUAUGGAUAAUUUGAUUCUCUAUGUUUGAUUUGCUUCAGCA
Brassica napus (rape) is the source of this 3139-nucleotide messenger RNA. RefSeq lists its product as uncharacterized. The transcript has 2 exons. The record is from RefSeq and is a predicted model, not a curated record. Bases 524 to 1450 code for a protein of 308 amino acids. Lineage: Eukaryota; Viridiplantae; Streptophyta; Magnoliopsida; Brassicales; Brassicaceae.